AUGUCUCGUCGACGCCCGAACUUCUCGACUCGCACCGCCGAAGAAGACGUCUCUCGUCUCGACCCGAAUGAACACGGAGAUACUACAGGCGAAGGAGGGGGACUGCUGCAUUGGCCAUCCAAUAUUUGGCCUCGGCACCACGAAGUGAACCCGACACAGCCCGCAGAAAGCCGCCGUACUUCUACCCCGACAACCUUCCUCGGGGGACUAACGCGAUGGUGGAACAAAGGAACAGAAGCUGAAUAUGAACGUCAAGACAAUGGUGAUCAUGAGGUAUCCCAACUAUCCCUAUCGGCAGGGCCCCUCCGCGAUUCCAGCGCGGAUAAGAAGGACAAGAAUGGACAUCGGCAUCGGGCAGCAGAGGAGACAAAGAAACUCGGUACAUUCUCUGGAGUCUUCGUGCCCACAACAUUGAAUGUGCUGAGUAUUCUUAUGUUCCUGCGUUUCGGCUUCAUUUUGGGUCAGGCAGGGCUACUCGGCAUACUGGGACUGCUGGUGGCCUCAUACAUGAUUAACCUAGUGACUACGAUGUCUCUAUCUGCAAUCGCGUCUAAUGGUACUGUCCGAGGUGGAGGUGCCUAUUACCUGAUCUCGCGAUCGCUCGGCCCCGAGUUCGGUGGAUCUAUCGGCAUCGUGUUCUAUCUGGGAUAUGUCUUCAACACCGGUAUGAACGCGGUCGGUUUGAUCGACUGCUUUGCGGAGAACUUCGGUAGCAACCGUGGUUCCAUGGCCAAUUUCCUCCAAGAGGGCUUUUGGUGGCAGUAUCUGUGGGGAACUGUCAUCCUGGUUCUCUGUACGGCCAUCUGCCUGGCAGGAAGCUCUAUUUUUGCAAGAGCGAGCAAUGGUCUUCUUGUGAUUCUUCUCGUCGCGACAUUCAGCAUUCCGCUAUCCGCCAUCUUCAUGAAGCCAUUCUAUUCCCCAAGGGAGCGCGUGGAGUUCACGGGUCUAAGCUUGCAGACCCUGAUGGAGAAUCUCAAGCCCCACCUCACGAAGGGUGCGGCGGGUAGCCAGUUGAAGGGGAGGGAAAACUUCCAGGAUCUCUUCGGCAUUCUGUUCCCUGCGACUGGAGGUAUCUUUGCUGGCGCAAGCAUGUCAGGCGAUCUGAAGCAUCCGAGCAAGGCAAUCCCCAAGGGUACUCUGUCAGGCCUUGCCCUGACCUUCAUUACGUACGCACUGGUGAUUGUUGCAAUGGCUUCUUCCAUUACCAGGCAAUCUUUCUAUAACAAUGCGAACGUGAUCCAAGUCGUGAAUGCCUCUGAAAGCCUCAUCCUCCUGGGAGAAUUUGCGACUAGCUUCUUCUCCGCACUCAUGGGAGUUAUUGGUUCCGCAAAGCUUCUUCAGGCAAUCGCCCGAGACAGCCUGCUUCCCGGACUCAGUGUGUUCAGUCAAGGCACCAAGAAGAGCGACGACCCCGUUUUUGCCAUUAUAGUCACCUUCGUCUUUGCCCAGAUCACAAUGUUGUUCGAUAUUAAUCGUAUCGCCUCCUUCGUGACCAUGGCUUAUCUGAUGACUUUUCUCGUGACAAAUCUGGCUUGCUUCCUAUUGAAAAUCGGAUCAGCUCCCAAUUUCCGGCCAUCUUUCCACUACUUCAACUGGCAAACUGCUGCUACAGGGACAGUUGUGAGCGGAGUCAGCAUGUUUUUUGUGGAUGGUUUAUAUGCCGGUGGAUGUGUGGGUAUUCUCGUCAUCCUCUUCCUCUUGAUCCAUUAUACCUCGCCGCCCAAGUCCUGGGGUGAUGUCAGUCAGAGUCUGAUUUACCACCAAGUGCGCAAGUAUCUGCUUCGUUUACGGCAGGAGCACGUGAAAUUCUGGCGCCCUCAGAUCUUGCUUUUCGUCAGCGAUCUGGACCGACAAUACAAAAUGGUCUCUUUCUGCAACUCCCUGAAGAAAGGAGCUUUGUUUGUCCUGGGCCAUGUCUUGGUUACCGAUGACUUCUCCGCAGCUGUACCAGAGGCUCGUCGCCAACAAACGGCAUGGACCAAGUACGUCGAGUACUCCAAAAUCAAAGCAUUCGUCAACAUCGCUAUCUCUCCCGCCGUUGAAUGGGGCAUGCGGAACAUCGUGCUCAACUCCGGACUGGGAGGUAUGAGGCCAAACAUCGUCGUUAUUGAUCAGUAUAGGGAAGAUCAAUCAUUAGUCGAAAGUUUGUCUCUUAGCAGCAACCGCAGGGAGUCUUCAAAAUCCCGGCGAAGAUCAUCCGUCCUGGGAUCUCGGUUUGACAGCUCGGACGCCGAAUUGCCCGAUAAAGGCAUGGACUGCAAAAGCUACGUUACCAUCCUGGAGGAUCUGCUUUUCAAACUCCGCAUCAAUGUUGCCGUCGCUAAGGGCUUCGAGCAUCUGGAAUUACCUGAUCCACAUGGACGUCACACCAAGAAGUACAUUGACCUGUGGCCAAUUCAGAUGUCUGCAGAGCUUGGUGCGGACAUCGAGAGCAAGAAGAAUGUUCUGACUACGAACUUUGACACCUACACCCUGAUUCUUCAACUGGGUUGUAUUCUGAACACGGUGCCCUCGUGGAAGAAGACAUAUCGAUUGCGAGUUGCUGUGUUUGUUGAGUACGAAACCGACAUUGCAGAUGAGCGUGGACGAGUGGAAGCUCUUCUCGAAAAAUUACGCAUUCAGGCCGAGGUUCACGUCUUCUGGCUUGCCUGCGGGAAUCUCAAGGCCUAUCGUGUCAUUGUCAAUGGUGACACCUCGCCCGAAAUGGCCGAUGCCCAGGAGAAUGUCCACAUCGUCCUCAAAAAGGAGGAUUGGUGGCAGGGAGUCACAAAAGCUCGCAACCGCUUCCAGCACAUGCAGGAGCAAGAGACCGCAGGUGACGAUCUGCACCUCGACCGCGUGUCGACGUGGCAAGGCCCGACCAGCCAAGACAGUGGGAACAGACCCUUGCACCAGCGUGUCACUGGAUUGCGGAGGUUGAUUUCGAAGCGCCGACGAUCCGUCUCCAGUUUCCGGGCUCUGGGCAGCGUUAGUCUAGGCAUGCAGACCCACCGUUUGCUCGAUGCCUUUGUCGACUACGACGGCGACAACUCGUCGAGUGAGAGUAGCGAUGACAGCGAUCUUGAUCAUUAUGCCGAUGACCCUGACAUCGAUGAGGAUGAGCAAAGAAGCCUUGCGCCCACCGAGACGGCCAGCAGCCGCAACGACAACGAGAAUUCCGGCCCGCUGCGGCCAAGAGGCCGGUCCAAGAGCGACGACCGCUGCCCCAGCCUGAGCCCGUCUCCCCACCGACCUGUCCAGUCCAGGUCGUCGCCCCGCCAUGAAUCUUCCGCCAGCCAAACGGUUCCUUUGAUCAUCGAAACCGGAGACGACGCCUCGCCGAAAAGCCAGCCCACGGCGCGUCCACCCAUCAGCCGAAAUGCCUCUAGUAAUCGGUUCAGCUCGUCACCUAUCCCCGAAGCCCGGGUCAACACAGACGAGGGCGCUGGCCCUAGUAUCAUGUUUGCCGCCAACGCCUCCCCGCCGCGAUUCCAGAACAAGCUGCCGGUGGACUCCAUCUAUGCGCGUCAUCCCUCCGCGCCUUCGCCGACCUCUCCCAGUGCGCAAAGUAGCCAGACGGCAUCGGGCUUCCCGGGCCCCGCUUCCGUACCGUUGUCCUUCAACGAUCUUCCUAGCCGGGCCCAGCAUCUGAUUCUUAACGAGCUAAUGGUGCAGCAAAGCAGUGACACAGCCGUGAUUUUCACGACGCUGCCGUCGCCGGUCGAGGGGACUUCGAAGAGCGAGGAGGACUCCGCCUCGUACCUGAGUGACCUGGCAGUGCUGUGGCAGGGACUCCCGCCGUGCCUGCUUGUGCACAGCAACAGCAUGACCGUAACGAUGAACCUGUAA
Messenger RNA from Penicillium argentinense, 3828 nucleotides. RefSeq names its product putative cation chloride cotransporter. Lineage: Eukaryota; Fungi; Ascomycota; Eurotiomycetes; Eurotiales; Aspergillaceae. The transcript is spliced from 3 exons. The record is from RefSeq and is a predicted model, not a curated record. Gene Ontology annotation, biological process: cell volume homeostasis; potassium ion homeostasis; chloride transmembrane transport. The coding region runs from base 1 to 3828 and encodes 1275 amino acids. Gene Ontology annotation, molecular function: potassium:chloride symporter activity. Gene Ontology annotation, cellular component: membrane.